AUGUCGAUGGGUGCGUCGCGCAGGGGGGCACCCCGCAAGAAGUUGACCUACGACAAGCCCGGCUUGACCGAGGACGAAAUCGAUGAGAUCAAAGAAGCCUUCAAUCUCUUUGAUACUGAUGGUUCGGGCACCAUAGACCCGGGCGAGCUGAAAGCAGCGAUGAGAUCGCUUGGAUUUGAGACCAAGAAUCCGACCAUCUUCCAGAUGAUCGCUGACCUGGAUCAAGAUGGAACAGCCAUCGGAUUCGACGAUUUCUUAGAUGCCAUCACAGCAAAGCUGGGCGACAAGGAAAGCCGAGAGGGUAUCCACAAAAUCUUUAACCUGUUCGAUGAUGACAAAACCGGGACUAUCACCUUGAAGAAUCUCAAAAGAGUUUCGAAGGAACUCGGUGAAACAAUGACAGAAGAGGAGCUCCGAGAAAUGAUUGACCGAGCUGACACAGAUGGAGAUGGCGCCAUAACCCCUGAGGACUUCUACAACAUCAUGACGAAGAAGACCUUUCCCUAG
Symbiodinium natans is the source of this 507-nucleotide messenger RNA. Lineage: Eukaryota; Dinophyceae; Suessiales; Symbiodiniaceae. The record is from the annotation of a GenBank genome assembly.